This is a messenger RNA of Fraxinus pennsylvanica, 522 nucleotides long. The record is from the annotation of a GenBank genome assembly. NCBI's taxonomy places the organism in Eukaryota, Viridiplantae, Streptophyta, Magnoliopsida, Lamiales, Oleaceae.
AUGCCAUGGCAUUGCACACAUGAUACCUCUCAGUGGUCCUAUUUAGGACAAGGUUCUCUAUUAUUCUGCUUUGGUAAAUGGAAUCAUAACCUAUUCCUGGCAGUUGAUGAAGUUGGAAGGGCCAAGGAGGACCCUCUUACAAGAAAAUCAUAUUUUGACAGAAAACAUUAUCAGAUAGAAGCUGCACUUCCACUGGUCGAGAAUUUGAUUAAAGAAAAUGCAGAGCUUGUAGAAAAGGUGAACGAGUUGUAUUCUGAGCUUGAGCAAAGGGGUUCAAAAAUGGAACUCUCUUCCUCUGUUGGCUCUAAUCCAAUGGGUGUGAUUCCUCAAUCAGCUAAUGUUGCCGAUACCUCAGCUAUUGUGAUGCAUCCAACAGUUGGAACUGCCGAUAAAUUUGGAACUGCAUAUUCAACUGAUUCCACAUCUGAAGCUGAAAUGGAGUCGGAUGAAAUUGUGCAAACUCCUUUAGAUGAGAACGAAGUUAUGGAUGCGUCUGAUAUAGAGGCUGGACAAAAUGAUUAG